CUCAGCCACAGCCACUGCCACUGCUCAACCCACUAAUAGAGAGAGAAACUAAAUAAGAAACAGUGAAAGCUAGAGAGAGAGAGAGAGUGUUUGUAUGUGUGUGUGUGUUCCAUUCCUAUAGUAGAGUGUGAUCAUCAUUUAAGUUGUUGCAUUAUUGGGAAUUGUAUUGUGUUUGAAUUGAGGGAAGAAGAUGAGUAUGUACGGUAGGGAUCCGUGGGGUGGUCCGCUGGAAAUUAACGCCACCGACUCUGCCACCGACGAUGACCGCAGCCGCAACCUUAACGACCUCGACAGGGCGGCGCUGUCACGUCCACUCGACGAGACACAGCAGAGCUGGUUACUGGGACCCACCGACCAGAAGAAGAAGAAGAAGUACGUCGAUCUCGGUUGCAUCAUCGUUAGCCGCAAGAUCUUCGUUUGGACCCUCGGAACCAUUCUCGUCUCCGCCUUCAUCGCCGGAUUCAUAACCCUCAUCGUUAAAACCGUCCCUCGCCACCACCACAAACACCCUCCACCCGAUAACUACACUCUCGCUCUUCACAAGACCCUCAUGUUCUUCAACGCCCAAAAAUCUGGGAAAUUGCCUAAGCAUAAUAAUGUUUCGUGGAGGGGUAACUCUUGUUUGCAAGAUGGGAAGGCUUCUGGUACUUCAUCAUCUUCCAUAAAGGAUCUGGUUGGUGGAUAUUAUGAUGCCGGGGAUGCUAUUAAGUUCAACUUCCCUCAAUCUUUUGCCAUUACCAUGUUGAGUUGGAGUGUUAUUGAAUACAGUGCUAAGUAUGAAGCUGCUGGUGAGCUUGAUCAUGUUAAGGAUAUUAUUAAAUGGGGUACUGAUUACUUUCUCAAGACCUUCAAUAAUUCUGCUGAUACCAUUACUACCCUUGCUGCACAGGUUGGGAUAGGGGAUACUUCUGGAGGGAGUACAAGUGAAAAUGAUCAUUACUGCUGGAUGCGUCCGGAGGAUAUUGACUAUGAUCGACCAGUGACUGAGUGUAGAAGUUGCUCGGAUCUUGCGGCAGAAAUGGCUGCUGCCUUAGCUGCUGCAUCCAUUGUUUUCAAAGACAACAAAGCCUAUUCGAAGAAGCUUGUACAUGGUGCCACCACGCUCUUUAAGUUUUCAAGGGAACAGAGAGGCAGAUACAGUGCAGGUAGUUCGGAAGCUGCGAUAUUUUACAAUUCCACUAGCUACUGGGAUGAGUUUGUUUGGGGAGGCGCUUGGAUGUAUUACGCCACUGGGAAUUCCUCAUACCUUAAGCUUGCUACUACUCCUGGCCUGGCAAAGCAUGCCGGUGCCUUCUGGGGAGGCCCUGAUUAUGGGGUAUUUAGCUGGGAUAACAAGCUUGCUGGUGCUCAGGUUCUUCUGAGUCGUUUGAGGUUGUUCUUGAGUCCUGGGUAUCCAUAUGAAGAAAUUUUAAGGACAUUUCAUAAUCAGACCAGCAUAGUUAUGUGCUCUUACCUACCGGUGUUCACAAGCUUUAAUAGAACCAAAGGAGGCUUGAUUCAAUUAAACCAUGGAAGGCCUCAGCCUCUCCAAUAUGUUGUCAAUGCUGCCUUUCUGGCUGCCGUAUACAGUGAUUAUCUUGAUGCUGCUGAUACACCCGGAUGGUAUUGUGGACCUAAUUUCUUUUCAACUGAUGUUCUCCGUGACUUUGCCAGGACCCAGAUUGAUUACAUCCUUGGGAAGAAUCCUCGAAAAAUGAGCUACGUAGUAGGUUUUGGUAAUCAUUAUCCAAAACAUGUCCACCAUAGAGGUGCGUCUAUACCAAAGAACAAGGUUAAGUAUAACUGUAAAGGUGGAUGGAAAUGGAGGGACUCACCAAACCCGAACCCAAAUACAAUUGUUGGUGCCAUGGUUGCUGGUCCUGACAAGCAUGAUGGCUUCCAUGAUGUUCGUACAAAUUACAAUUACACAGAACCAACUGUUGCUGGAAAUGCUGGUUUAGUAGCGGCACUUGUGGCAUUGUCAGGUGACAAAAGCACAACUAUUGACAAAAAUACCAUUUUCUCUGCUGUUCCCCCAAUGUUUCCUACACCGCCACCACCUCCGGCACCAUGGAAACCAUAAGACGUCAUGCCAUUUGUUUUCGUUUUCCAGCAAGUACCCCAAAUGACUUGAGUGCAUUGAUAAGUUCUGUUAUUUUCUAUCAACUGGAAGAUCAAGGUAAUUUUCAAGACAAAGGGCAUGGGGAAAUGGAAGUAGAGCACGGCCUUGUGAAUCUAGUUGGCUGCGGCCAAUGAUCGACUCAAGAUUAGCAUUUAGAAUUGAUAAAGUGUUCUUGAGAGUGUCUCUUUGUGUAAUUUUUUUGUGAUAUACAUAGUAUAUAUGUAUCAAAGUCAAAUCUUGUAUUCUUUAAACAUGGAAACUGAACAGCUUGUAAUUGUUUGACAGUUUCAUCUAAUG
Messenger RNA from Gastrolobium bilobum, 2398 nucleotides. Its product is annotated as endoglucanase 25-like. Gene Ontology annotation, molecular function: hydrolase activity, hydrolyzing O-glycosyl compounds. Gene Ontology annotation, biological process: carbohydrate metabolic process. The record is from RefSeq and is a predicted model, not a curated record. The transcript has 6 exons. The coding region runs from base 191 to 2062 and encodes 623 amino acids. Lineage: Eukaryota; Viridiplantae; Streptophyta; Magnoliopsida; Fabales; Fabaceae.